AUGGCAUCGCCAUUGGUGAGGGAUGAUUUAGCCGUAUCAACAAGCAAUCGCCGGAGCUUGAUCUCGGCGAGUUUCAGGGAGGUGUGGACAGCGUCGCCGGACGUAUUCAACGUCAGUGGUCGGCACACACCAGAGGAUGACGAACGGGAACUCAAAUUGGCUGCCAUAGAACGCUUGCCAACUUUUGAUCGCAUGAGAAAUGUGGUGCUUAGACAAGUUCUUGAUGAUGGAAUGGUUGUCCAUAAACAAGUCGAUGUUACGAGGCUUGGCUUGCACGAUAAGAAGGUGCUAUUGGAGAGCAUAUUAAAGGUUGUUGAAGAAGACAAUGAGAAAUUCCUACGCAGUCUCAGAGACAGAGUCGAUAGGGUGGGGAUUGAAGUUCCGAAAAUCGAAGUCCGUUAUGAGAAUUUAUCAGUGGAAGGAGAUGUGUAUGUUGGGAGCAGAGCCCUUCCUACCCUGCUUAAUGCUACUCUCAACAUUGUCGAGAGUAUGUUGGGAUUGUUUCACCUUGCACCUUCCAAGAAGAAAGAAAUUCAGAUUCUUAAAAAUGUUAGUGGAAUCGUCAAACCAUCAAGGAUGACUUUACUUUUGGGUCCUCCAGGGGCUGGGAAAACAACGUUGUUGUUGGCGCUUGCGGGGAAACUUGACCGGAAUUUAAGGGAUUAUGGGAGAAUUACAUACUGUGGCCAUGAGCUCACUGAAUUUGUUCCUCAAAAAACUUGUGCCUAUAUUAGUCAACAUGACCUUCAGUUUGGACAAAUGACAGUGAGAGAGAUAUUAGAUUUUUCAGGACGCUGUCUGGGUGUUGGCACCAGGUAUGAAAUGUUGGUGGAACUUUCAAGAAGGGAGAGAGAUGCUGGAAUUAAUCCGGACCCUGAGAUUGAUGCAUUCGUGAAGGCUAUAGCAUUGUCAGGCCAAAAAACAAGUUUGGUAACAGAUUAUGUUCUCAAGAUACUUGGGUUGGAUAUUUGUGCGGACAUAAUGGUUGGUGAUGACAUGAGAAGGGGUAUCUCCGGUGGGCAGAAGAAGCGUGUGACCACAGGGGAGAUGUUGGUAGGAUCAGCAAAGGCACUCUUUAUGGAUGAAAUAUCAACAGGAUUGGACAGCUCUACCACUUUUCAGAUAUGCAAGUUCAUGAGGCAAAUGGUUCAUAUCAUGGAUGUAACCACUGUGAUUUCUCUUCUACAGCCUGCACCAGAGACCUUUGAACUCUUUGACGACAUUAUCCUACUUUCAGAAGGUCAAAUUGUAUACCAAGGUCCCCGUGAGGACGUGCUAGAGUUCUUUGAAAACAUGGGUUUCAAAUGUCCUGAAAGAAAAGGAGUUGCUGAUUUUUUACAAGAAGUAACGUCUAAGAAAGACCAACAACAAUAUUGGUUUAAAAAAGAUGAACCUUACAGAUAUGUUUCAGUUCCUGAAUUUGUUGAGUCCUUUCAUUCGUUUCCCAUAGGAGAGCAACUUACGACUGAUCUUGGGGUUCCUUAUGAUAGGAGAAAAACCCACCCAGCUGCCUUAGUGAAAGACAAAUACGGUUUGUCAAACUGGGAACUAUUGAAGGCAUGCUUUUCAAGAGAAUGGCUUUUUAUGAAGCGUGACUCAUUUGUUUAUAUAUUCAAGACAACUCAGAUAACAAUCAUGUCUAUUUUAGCCUUUUCUGUGUUUUUUAGAACCAAAAUGCCAGUAGGCAACGUUCAAGAUGGACGAAAAUUCUUCGGAGCACUAUAUUUUAGCCUAACAAAUAUGAUGUUUAACGGGACUGCAGAACUAGCCAUGACCGUUAUCAGGCUUCCUGUCUUUUACAAACAAAGGGAUUUCAUGUUCUAUCCUGCAUGGGCGUUUGGGUUACCUAUAUGGGUUCUCAGGAUCCCUCUCUCUCUUGUGGAAUCAGCGAUAUGGAUUUUCAUUGCAUACUAUACAAUCGGAUUUGCUCCUGCUGCUAACAGAUUCUUCCGCCAACUGCUGGCCUUAUUUGGCAUUCAUCAGAUGGCUAUCUCUCUUUUUCGUUUCAUUGCUGCAGCUGGUAGAACAGUAACCGUUGCUGGUAUACUAGGUGCCUUGACCUUGCAAAUGGUAUUUGUGCUAGGAGGUUUUAUCAUCGCCAAGGAUGAUAUUAAGCCAUGGAUGAUAUGGGGCUAUUAUGUUUCUCCUAUGAUGUAUGGUCAGAAUGCCAUUGUAAUAAACGAAUUUUUAGAUGAAAGAUGGAGUAAACCAAAUACAGAUUCAAGAAUUGAUGCACCUACAGUUGGAAAAUUACUUCUCAAGUCCGGAGGGUUUUAUACAGAAGAUUAUUGGUUUUGGAUAUGCAUUGGAGCAUUGUUUGGGUUUGCUCUUCUUUACAACCUUCUCUUCAUUGCUGCAUUGACUUAUUUGAAUCCUUUCGGUGAUUCAAAAACAAUCAUCGUGGAUGAAGGUGACGAGAAGAAUGAAAAGUCAACCUCUGGACAGCAUAUCAUUGAAGGUAUAGACAUGGCAGUGAAAAGUUCUUCAGAAAUUACUGGUUCUUCUGAUCAAGAACCAAAAAAAGGAAUUGUUCUGCCCUUUCAACCUCUUUCAGUUGCAUUCAAUGGAGUGAGCUACUAUGUAGAUAUGCCCGCUGAAAUGAAGAGUCAAGGAAUUCAUGAAGAUCGACUUCAACUGCUACGAGAUGUCAGUGGUGCUUUCAAACCAGGCAUAUUGACAGCACUUGUGGGUGUUAGUGGUGCUGGAAAGACAACCCUCAUGGAUGUAUUAGCUGGAAGAAAAACAGGUGGUUACAUUGAAGGAACUAUCAGUAUAUCAGGUUAUCCAAAGAAUCAAGCAACAUUUGCUCGAGUUAGCGGUUACUGCGAACAGAAUGACAUUCAUUCUCCACAUGUUACAGUCUACGAAUCGCUCUUAUUCUCAGCGUGGCUUCGUCUUCCGUCAGAUGUUAGAACACAAACGCGAAAGAUGUUUGUCGAAGAAGUUAUGGAAUUGGUUGAGCUUAAACAAAUCAGAGAUGCUCUGGUGGGGCUUCCAGGCGUGGAUGGUCUAUCAACAGAACAAAGGAAAAGGCUUACUAUUGCUGUAGAGCUGGUUGCCAACCCUUCAAUCAUCUUCAUGGAUGAACCAACAUCUGGCCUUGAUGCAAGAGCUGCUGCUAUUGUUAUGCGAACUGUGAGAAAUACAGUAGACACUGGGAGAACCGUUGUGUGCACGAUUCACCAACCAAGCACAGAAAUUUUCGAAGCUUUUGAUGAGCUAAUGUUGAUGAAAAGAGGAGGACAAGUCAUUUAUGCUGGGCCUCUUGGUCGUCACUCACAUAAGCUUGUAGAAUAUUUUGAGGCUAUUGCAGGGGUUCCAAAAAUCAAGGAUGGUUAUAAUCCUGCUACAUGGAUGCUAGAGAUCAGCACUCCUUCAAUUGAGGCUCAACUUGAUGUAGAUUUUGCUGAGAUUUAUGCUAACUCUACCCUUUACCAGAGGAAUCAAGAACUUAUCAAAGAGCUCAGUACUCCAUUACCUGGUUCCAUGGACUUGUUCUUCUCAACAAGAUAUUCUCAGUCGUUUUUUGUACAGCUCAAAGCUUGUUUCUGGAAACAACAUUGGUCCUACUGGAGAAAUCCUCAGUAUAUUGCCAUCCGAUUGUUCUUGACAUUAGUCAUUGGAGUAAUAUUUGGUCUAAUAUUCUGGAAUAAAGCCAAAAUGAUAAAAAAACAACAAGAUGUAUUCAAUCUCUUGGGAGCCAUGUACGCUGCUGUGGUUUUCCUUGGAGCUAUGAACACCACGGGAGUGCUACCAGUUGUUGACAUAGAAAGAACUGUCUUGUAUCGUGAAAAAGCAGCGGCGAUGUAUUCUGCACUAUCCUAUGCACUUGGCCAGGUGGCAAUAGAGGCAAUUUAUAACGCAAUUCAAACAGCCAUUUACUCUCUCCUCCUUUACUCAAUGAUUGGGUUUGAAUGGAAGGCAGGGAAAUUCUUUUGGUUCUACUAUUACAUACUAAUGUGUUUUAUCUACUUCACGUUGUAUGGGAUGAUGAUUGUUGCACUAACCCCAAAUCACCAAAUUGCUGCUAUUUGUAUGUCAUUCUUCUUGAGUUUCUGGAACUUGUUCUCUGGCUUUCUCAUUCCCAGGACACAAAUCCCUGUGUGGUGGAGAUGGUACUAUUGGGCUUCUCCUAUUGCUUGGACAGUCUAUGGCCUUGUUACCUCUCAACUGGGUGACAUAAAUGCUGAACUGGAAAUUCCAGGAGCUGUGAAUAUGGGCUUGAAGUCUUUUCUUAAAGAAAACUUGGGUUUUGACCAUGACUUCCUUCCGGUGGUUGCUGCUGCUCAUGUAGGCUGGGUUAUGCUCUUCUUGUUCGUGUUUGCCUGCGGUAUCAAAUUCCUGAACUUCCAAAAAAGAUAG
This is a messenger RNA of Gastrolobium bilobum, 4362 nucleotides long. Its product is annotated as ABC transporter G family member 39-like. Gene Ontology annotation, cellular component: membrane. The transcript is spliced from 20 exons. NCBI's taxonomy places the organism in Eukaryota, Viridiplantae, Streptophyta, Magnoliopsida, Fabales, Fabaceae. The coding region runs from base 1 to 4362 and encodes 1453 amino acids. Gene Ontology annotation, molecular function: ABC-type transporter activity; ATP hydrolysis activity; ATP binding. The record is from RefSeq and is a predicted model, not a curated record.